Molecule: messenger RNA, 4917 nt
Organism: Gordionus sp. m RMFG-2023
Lineage: Eukaryota; Metazoa; Nematomorpha; Gordioida; Chordodea; Parachordodidae
Exons: 10
Coding region: 1-4917 (1638 amino acids)
Source: RefSeq, a predicted model, not a curated record
AUGUCCCGUCUUGAUGGGACACGUCUCCUGUCCUCUGACUUUUCGCUAUUAUACACCUUAAAAAAUGUCAAACUGGAAAUAGUACUACCUAUACGUUCGCCGGUCAGACAUGAAAUAAGGGAUCACAACAACAAUAUAAUCGGCAAGCGUCAUGAACAUUUAGGAAAUUUUUCGCCUUCCCUCGAUAGCCCUCUUAAUCAAAAAUCAACGAGCGGUUGCGUCAAAAAAAAUCCCAAAUAUUAUUCGUUAAACGGAUAUGGCACACCUAGAGAUUUCCAUGAUGAUUCAUCGUACGACCCGAUAUUACGUAUGAACAUACCCGACAGUUUAAGCAGCGAAGGUUCUAGAAACGAACGGGGCAUGUUGCAUCGUGAAUCACCUGUUUUAUACCCUAAAUCGGCAGUUAAGACUGGCAAAAACAAGGACAUUGGUGGUUUCUUGUUUAAAAAAAUCAAGGAUCAAAAAAGGUUAAAUGAUACAAAAAAUUUUGACUCGAGAAUUGGCAAAGAAGAGAAAAUUAUUUCCUCGCACAAAUUUAAAGGGGAACGUAUGCAGGUUCUCACGGAAGAUACCCCCAUCCAUUCCUUUAGCAAUCUCGUCAAAAUGAACGCCAACAAGAACGUGGUUAAUCAAGAAGAAUCCAUUCAAUCUACCGGAAGUUCACGCUACUUUGAAGCUCUUCGAAAAACGAAAUACAAAAACGACUUCGUAAAUAACUGUCCCGAUUCAUCUCAACCUGGCUUCAGGACUUCUACAGAUACGGAUGGGAAUCUCAGCUUAAUAAGCUUAAGCAAGUCCUUCGUCUAUUCCAAGAAUGAGGAUCAAAACGUAUUUUCCAACCCUAACGUCAGGAUAGGGUCCUACACUAGGAUACACUCACCUCUGUUCAACGAAAAUCAAUGUUCAAGUAUAAACAAUGAAAUGGAAAUAAUAACGAAUAAUGUUAACGCAAUUUGUAAUCCAUCGCCGGACAAUAAACGGUACCAGGCUCCAAAGGAAUCCCAAUGGAAGAUGUUCACACGUUUUAUGCCAACGUAUCACAAAGACAAUAACACUCAUAGUGAUAAUAAGCCGGGAAAGAGGGAUAAAGUUGAUAUGGUAGAUUAUACCAAAAUUGAUGGCGCGAAAAAAAUCAACCAUGACAUCGAUGAUCUCGAGGAAAAUAAGUUAAACAAAAAACUGGAAACCAAAUUCUCGUUUCAUCGUCUCAUAAACUCGGCCAAAUCGAAGGGCAAAGAUGACCAACAACAAGAUAACAAAGGAGGCGGAGAUGCUAUUAAUAUUAAACCCAAAAAAUGGCAACUAAGGGACAAAUCCAAAUGGAAUAAUAAGCUGAAAACCAAAUCUUUGUCCAGCCAAGAUGUCAACAAAAUAAUUGUUAACGAUGUGUCUCGUUACAAGUCCAGCAUAGAUAUCAAUAAGAUCGUUAGCCAUCAAGAUGAAGUCUCGCUUAUCGAUAAUAAUUUACUGUGUCAAGCUGAAGCAGGCGAAGUAUGUUCAGCCAUACAUUCUUCUUCGAACGAUAGUGGUCGGAGUUCGAAAUCUACCAAUGCUAAAGAUGAAUCCAAUUCCCAGAGUUCUUCAAUAGAACGCAAACCUCAUGGGGAUAAUAAAUCCGGCGUGCUAGCUAGCGACCAUAUUCCGAAACUGAAGGCCUCAGAAAUAUAUCCCAAUCGCAUUACUCAUUGUUACAAAUCCUCGAGUCAUUUGAACGAAAUACGUCACGAUGUGGAUUCGAUAUGCGUGGACAAAGGAAUCAUCGCUAAAAAAAAUCCUCCAAAAUUUGACCAUAGAUUUCGGCCCAAAAUACUGGAUUCUCAGCACACAAGGGAUUAUUACCGAGAAGAGCAUGACCAAAAUCGUCCCAACGAAGACACGGGUUAUAGCAGUCAUUCAGAAGACGCCAAUCAUAUGAGAACUCGGGCCCAGACAUUAUUCUCGGUGUAUCAAAGGUCUGUUUUUAACGACAGGAGAACGAUGAUAACGUCAUCUUCCAUCAACUCAAAGCAAUCUUCGGAUACUACCGCAUCCAAAAACAAACGCGAGACGAUGAUAGCCGUUCAAAGGAAUAAGAAGGAAAAUUUAUUUGAUUCCAUUGGUGAGGUUAGAUGCGGGGAACAUGAUAAAAGUUUUCAACAAUUUACCAUGGAACACAAGGUGCAGAAAGAUGUCCGCCGAAGUGUUGGUAAGAGUCAAGGAUGUCAGCCAUCAAAGUGCGAUAAAAAUUAUGAGUACGACGCGAAAAACAAAUACGUCAACGAUCGCGCUAUCAAUCCUUACCCCUUAAACAACCGUCACAAACUCACUGCUCACCAAUCAAAAUCUUGCGACAACAUAUAUUUUGUCAAAAGCGGCAAUUGGAUCUUGAAAAAAGAGGAGAACACCUACUCAAGUCCAGAUUACAAGCGGAAAAUGUUUAACACCACCAACUUAAAACCGGAAGAGAGAGCUAUCAAUUACUACGAUGAUAGGGAUACAGGCAGGAAAGAUUAUUCUAAAUUAUCUACCGAAAACCAAGGAGGUCAGGGCCAAAAAGGAAUGGGAGAGCACGGGGAUGAUGCGAAUUAUUUAUCUGGCCAAGGAUCCGACAGUGAUAUAAAGAGCACGGCCAGUUCUCUAACCUCCAAGUUUAUCAGCAACCAGUUCAGUUACCUCUACGACUCCGAUAUCUACGAGGACAUAGAGCGGAUGAAGAAGCUGGAGAUCGCGCUCCCUCACCACAAACGCGGACGAGUUAAUGGCGGUGCCAUAUUUCAUCAUCACAGGCAUCACACACGGGCUAAAAAACCCAUUCGUCAGCAUCACCACCAAAACCUUAAAAAGCAAGGGAUCAUUAACCAGGAAGGGGAGGAGAAAAAGCGACUAGAAAUGAUGACGGAUAACUUUGAAAGGUUAGACUCCGCCGACGCGAAUGACGUAUUGCGGAGAAAACCUAUCGUUUUUGAGGCCGAUUGCGUUAAUCGUUGGAACAACUGUGAAAAACCAAAAUCGGCGUCGAUUGAAAACAAAAUACGUAAAGGUUAUGGUAACUUCGCUAAAGCGGAUUCCGCCGUGAUAGAUGCUACUUCCAAAUCGUCCAUCGAGAAUAGUGUUCAACUAUGUAACGAUAUGGAAGCCGAUAUUCAAAAAUAUAGGCAAUUAGAUAAAGUUCUCAUUCAAGAAAAUUGGAGGUCCCAUUCUCACGAAUGCAGCGAGCCUAGGCAAAAAUAUAAACCCAACAAUCAAAACUUACCCUACCGGCUUCAAAAUUUACCGGAAGAACGAAAAGAUGACAAAUCUGAAAAAUCUAAAAUCAAUUAUCGUGAUAAAGAAGUUGCCAAAAAAGCCAGAGAUUUUAACAAGGAUAUCCUGAUCGCCUCUGGCCAAUCUCCAACUCAUCUCCAAGGUAACUUAGAAAAUUGUAGCUAUCUCGACAAGUAUCCGCCUACCCAUUUCGAUACCAUAGAAAUGUGUCAUCAAGAUAACAAUAUUUCUUGCGGUAAGAGACAAAUCGCCGGACCACGCCUCGGUAAAUCGGUGAACGAGGUUUCGAACAGAUCUGCACAGCAAGAGGUAUUUUUUUCACCCCCUUCCCAUAUUUCCUCACAGAACCUCCUACAGAAUAUUCCUAAAGAUCGCCAUUACACGAAAGAGCUCGUCAACAAAUUCGAAAUGGCGGUUACGAGUAAUAAUGAUUUUACUGGGAUCCCGAUUAUGAAUCGUGAAACCAAUGAGUUCUCUCCUUAUAGGCACAUGAUAAAUGGAGAACGGGCAGAUGGCACGCAUUUUCACAACAAACACAAUUCAAGAUACAGAGGUCCCUUUCAAGAAGAAUAUAUUCUAGAAGGCAAGCUGGGUAGUUAUGAGAGGGAGAACAAUGACCGAGGUUUCCAAAAUACUUUCAGAUAUCAAUACCCGGCUGGUGGCAUUUCUAUCAACUCUCAACCUGAAAGGGAAGACAUUGGACAUUACAUGUGUAGGAACGAAAAUCAAAUUCCCAGAUACCAAGAUAGGUAUUUUGUCAAUCAUGAAUACUCUGGGAGACCCCCACCAUCUAUCUUAAUACACCCCCAGUACAAUCAACCCCCCUACCUUCAUAAUUAUUACCCUUCCUACAAUCAAACGGGAGGCUGCUAUUCUGAUAGACACAACGUAGGAACAUCGAAUUUUCCUUACGUUCAACCACGACAUAAUGUGAGUGAUAGACACUCAUCCGAGCAACAAUCGGGGAAAGUCGGAUUAUCCCGCCCAUAUUAUCCCCAUUGUGGUUAUAAUAAUAACAUUAAUUACAACGUUAAUAGCGAUCGACAUUUCCCCCUUACUUCCCCUCUACAUCUAGAAUCAGCCCGAUUGCUAUCGCAAAAGCAUUCCGAUCUUUCGACGCAUAAUAACAAUUUUCGCCACCAACAUCAACAAAUAGUUCCCCAAGGAAACUCUUAUAUAGGAGAAGGAAACGAAGGAUACCACUCAUCCUAUCCGGAUAAAUAUGUCAAUCAAAUGGAUACGCCAUAUUCCCAACUUAGAUUGAACCAAGUUCCCAAUGAAAGGUAUAUCGAUGGAGGGGAAAGUGUAUUGGAGUAUGUUCCAUCAGCUUCCAAUCAAAUGUGCCACUCUCAAGCUAAUUUUCGUCCACCUUCUGCCGAUAAAUGGAAUCGGAAAUCUUCUCAGUCCAAUUGGAAUGUAGCUGAGAUUCGGAAUGCUAAUCGGGCACCAGUGAAUAGAGAUUUCAACAAUAAAAUCAAAAAAUUUCAAAGUCAGGAAAAUUUAAAACUCAUAGUUAAUCCGACCAAGACCAUCGAUCAUGGAUAUCAACAAGGCGGAAAUUUUUGGAAACGGAUGUCAUGGUUGGAAAAAUCAAUGCUACAUAAGCAAAUGAAUAUGAAAAACCGACCUUUGCCCAAAGAACCCCAAAUCAUUACCAGAGAUUACAGAAAAUGA